Molecule: messenger RNA, 4601 nt
Organism: Heterobilharzia americana
Lineage: Eukaryota; Metazoa; Platyhelminthes; Trematoda; Strigeidida; Schistosomatidae
Source: the annotation of a GenBank genome assembly
CGACCUAGAAACAGGCAAUAUUUUUCAACCAUCGUUAGAGCCUCAAGGUUGCGAACCUUGACCUUAAGAGGAUGGUAAACAUGGAGAUACAUGAUAGUCAGAGAGACUUAAUCUCCAGGUCAUCGAACCAUUCAUGGGCCUUCCUGGUGAUUAUCUCCGUCGUGUCUGCUCUUGGUGGUUUUCUCUUUGGUUAUGAUACGGGGGUGAUAUCCGGUGCGAUGAUCCAGCUGAGAGAAUAUUUCAGCUUAUCAUAUGUGUACCAAGAGAUGAUAGUUAGUACAUCAUUGUUGGCUGCUGCUACAGCAUGCGUAGUUAGUGCCUUCUUAAGUGAUCGUGUCGGUCGCAAAACUGUUAUACUAGUGGCAAGUAUCAUUUUCACUAUAGGAGCGGUAGUGAUGGGAGCGUCGUACAAUAAGAUUUGUCUACUAGCUGGUCGUUUGAUAGUUGGCCUAGGAAUCGGAAUAGCGUCAAUGUCUGUUCCGGUAUACAUUGCAGAAAUAGCGCCUAACCAUAUGCGGGGGGCACUGGUCACACUAAAUACCGUGUUCAUUACAGCUGGUCAAGUAGUUGCUGCAGUUGUUGAUGCUCUCUUUAUUUCGAAUGAAGUCAACGGAUGGAGGUACAUGUUAGGUAUUGGAGGUAUUCCAUCAUUUAUCCAAUCGCUUGCAUUCAUGACUAUGCCUGAAAGCCCUCGUUGGUUGGUUCAACGUGGUCAAAUUUCAAAAGCCCGUGUUACUCUCCAGCGUAUUUAUGGGGUAUCUACCGUGACACCACAAAUAGAGGAUGAAAUUCGGGAAAUGAUUGAAGCUUCAUCUACAGUCCAGACCCCUGGAACUUCUCAAAUAUCUUCUGCUGUAGAUUAUGAUGUUGACCAUAGGGAUUUGAAAGAAAGUAGUAGUUCAUCUGGCAGUGGGAAUACAAAACUAUCAGGAAAUGUGCUUUACAAAUGUGACGACCAAACAACAAGUGUGUCAGUUGCUCCUCGUUUUCAGUCGAUCAAUUUCUGGUCAAGAUUAACACUAUUUCGUAUGUUACGUUCCAAACCAACAAGACGUGCUUUAUUUAUUGGUUGUGGUUUACAAAUUUUCCAGCAAUUCGUUGGGAUAAACACUGUAAUGUACUACGGUGCAGAAAUUUUGUCUAUGGCUGGUAUUGGUGGGAUCGGUAGUAAAAAGGAGGGGAAUGUGAAAAUCGCUUGGUUAACUGCUUUAGUUGCAUUUGUGAAUUUCUUCUUCAGUUUAAGUGCCCCUUGGAUUGUUGGUCGUUUCAAAAGACGCUUGAUAUUUUAUUGUAGUUUGUCAGGGGUAUUUUUAAGUCUUAUAAUUCUAGGAAUUAGUUUUCAGUUAAUCACCAGUUAUUCUACUCCUGUGUCAGUGAUUGAACCAAUCCCAAUGGGUAUUGUUGAUGAAAAUACCUACACUUCAUGUUUGAAGACCAAGACGUGUGAUGUGUGUAUUCAGCAGAAACACUGUGGAUUCUGUUAUCAAACAUAUUUAUCUGAACAAACAAAAGUUCCAGUGAAUGGUUCAUGCCUUCCAUCUCCCACAGAAUUCUCUGCCUUCUCCCCUUAUGGUCGAUGCACUGAAAUGUCUAUGCAGAAAGAAAAUACUAUUUGGGCAUUUGAUCACUGUCCAAAUCCAUUUGGUUGGAUGACACUCAUAGGACUGAUACUUUAUCUCGCUUCGUUUGCUCCAGGCAUGUCACCAUUGCCUUGGACUAUAAAUGCAGAAAUUUAUCCAGCUUGGGGUAGGAGUACAGGUGUAGCCACUGCGACAGCAUGCAAUUGGAUAGCAAAUUUGAUUGUUAGUCUCACUUUUCUGUCACUAACUAGUGUUAUUACUCGUCAAGGCACUUACUUUCUGUAUGCUGGUAUAUCUUUACUGGCGAUAAUGUUUGUAUGGAGAUUUGUACCAGAACAUGGUAAUAAAACUCUCGAAGAAAUUCAAAUCAUUACGCAACAAUCGUAAACUCCUCAACUAUUGUCUUUCAGGGGAUUCAGAUCUUGUUAAUUAUUGUUUGUCUACUCUUUUAUUUAUAACACAUUAUUUUUGUUUACUUGAAUUAUGGAGUAAAUCAUUGUUUAUUCAUUUCGUUAUCGCUUAGAUAGGGGCAUAAUAAAACGGUUGAGAAUAAAUUAAAAGGCAUUAUUUUAGGUUGUGCUUUGUUUAUACAAAUGGACAGAAUUGAUCGCUAUUAGUAUUGGAAUAUUGGGUUAUUUUUAUGUAAGAUCGAUUUUUUCUAAUCCUUUCUGCUUAGAGUAGGACAGCUGAAAGUGCUAGUCGAACAAGAGAAUUACACUAUAGUCCAAUCAAGAGUAGGAACAUUGUGAGGAACUCAGGACAGUGUUAGCUAAACUCUAUGUGAUAUUUCAUUAUCUGUCGUAGGCCCUUCUCCUUUCCAUCUAGUCCUUUUUAAUCGACACAAGCCCGAUCAUGAAAGAGAGGUAGAAUCUGUUGAUGAGGUUUAUGCAGCGUAGCACACAAGCUGAAUUCUCUUAAAUUAAAGUUCACUACAGAAGCUAAUACUCCAGAAUAAAGUUGAAAGUGAGUUUUAAAGUAGGUCAACCGCAAUCCUUUUAAGGAGAUGCAGAUAAUUAAGCGGUUAUCUUGACUAAUCAGUCUUUUGAAAGCGUUUAUCUUGAAUCUUGUUCUUCACUACUUCAUGAUAGACUGUAGACACCAUGUGAGUAACUCAGAAACCAGAUGUAGAGUUUUAGGCAGGAAGAGGUAAGUCAGUUAAUGCUGUUGUAAACUUUCAUUGACUCAGAUGGCUGGGACAUGUGUUACGUAUGCCUAGUCACCGUCUGCCUUGUCACACAAUGUUGGCUGAAGUAGGUUCAGGUUGGAACAAGGCUCGGAGUGGUCAGACUAAAACAUGGCAUAAAUGCAUGAAGUCCUUGACUGUUGGUUUGAGCCAUGUAAGGCGAUGCAGACUAGCCGGUUGGGAUCUAUGAGAAACCAGUGGCUGGAGACUCUAGGUGAUAUGGCUGAGAACCGAUGUUAGUGGUGCAGAUGCAUACACAUAAUCUUCAUGUUAACCGCUAUACUUAAUCUCAUCACUUCAUUCUACCUUUCUUUCUUUUACUACUUUCUACUCCCUUUGACCGAUUUUUCUUUCAUUCUUCAUCUUCCACUUUAUUGCCUUGUUACCUGAUGUGGUGAUAUGAGGUGUGGCAACUUGGACCGCUACACGCUAAUGCCUAGUCCUAUGUUGAUCAUGAUGAUGAUCAAUCGACUUAUGCUUCCCAUAAACAUAUACAAAUAAAUAAUGAAUCGAAUUGACUGUUCAAAUGUUCGGGUUAUUUAGCCUAUUUAAAUGUUUCUCCAUUUUUGAGAAAUUUUUAGUUACCAUUCUUUUGUAUUGACCUGAAUGAUGAAUCUGGUUCAGCGGAAUUUAGAUUUAGCUUACCAUACUUCGAAAUAACAUGAAUCUAUGAAGUUGGACGAAAAAUGAAAGGAAGCAGUUGGUUAUACACACAGUCAGACUAACAGAAAUAAUGAACACUUGGCGAUUUAAACUAAAAGUAACAGUAAGUCAAUGAAACACACAGGUGACCACGAUUUUAAACAUUCCAGCAUAGCUUAAUGAAGGUCAGCGCAAAUCAAACAGUAGCAGACACAGUUCUAAAAGACUCAUAAGCCACAGAAUGCAAGGUAAUCUUCUGAAGGGUGUCAGGAGACGUGUACUUUGUAAAUUUUAAACUUUCCUAUUCCUUAGCUUGUGACAUUUUUUUAUUUUCAUUUUAUGAUUACUCAAUCACCGUGUGAGCAAUGAUGAGUAAGGCAAACGACACUAGGCAAGUCGAUUGAUUAGGCUUGAGAAAGUGUUGCUCUGAGUUACUACAUGCCUCGACGUGCCACGUUGAGAAAAGUCUCAGUGUUCAAGAUUGUCACACAAAGACAUAAAGUCUGUCACUAUCGGUCUGCGUCAUGUGGGAGAUGUAAAUUGGCAGUUUAGAUCUCCGAGACGAAAGGAAUCAAUGGUUGAGGACUCUUGGUGAUAUGGUUGAAAAUCGGUCACAAUGGCGCAAAUGUAUUCACUCCUUGACAUUAUUCUAAAGCUUGAAUAUUUGUACUAACCGUUGUCUUCAGAUUGUUUAUUCUUUCACACUACUUUGAUAUCAUACAUCUUCUAUCCACUUGUUCUUUGUGCAUUACUGUGAAGUGUAGAAGCUUGAGCCGAUGCACUCGUGUAAGGGAUUCUACGUUGACUUUGCCAGUUGUCAGUCAGUUAGUAAUUUCUCAUUCCCUUCAGUGACAACUGUGCACCCAUUUUGUUACGAGUUUUUCUAUUCUCGAUUUCAGCUCACACCUAAUUAUUCAUAAUGUCAAAUAUUUUCAUUUUUCUCGUUUCACUUCUUUUUUUGUUGAUUAUCUUAUUGGCCACAACCUAAUAAUAAUAAUGAUAAUAAUAAUAAUAAUAAUAAUAACUGGCAUAUUUUAUUAAUAAAGAUUUAAUUGCAACUGAACAGCUGUUGUGGAUAAUUUCGGUGAAAGCAAAUUUGUUUGCUGAAUUCUUUCUUCUUUUAUCAUCAAAAUUGCUAGCCAACAGCUUCUCUUACAUUGUAUGCUUACUUUUUCAUUCAACCAGAUGGAUAAUUU